UACAUUUUUUGUUUGAUUAAAAGCGAAAAUAUAUAAAAUAGUAUUUCGAAUGAUCUUUUAGGGUUUCGUUUCUCUCAUCUCUUCAAUGUCUUCUUCAGGGGGCUGGUUCCUACCGACUGUACCUCACCGGCACGCAUCUGUUCUGCAUCGCUUCGCCUUCGUUUCUUCUCUCUGUAACCGGCAUCAAAUCAGCUGCCACGUACUUUCCAGAAACUCAUCUCUCGACUUUCUCCUGCACGAAGCGUGAACUUUGGCUUGAUUCGAGAAACUCGCGCUUGGUUUGAUCGUCUGCAGAAGAAUUUUCUCUCCCAACAGCUAACCAGAACAAUAAAAUUCUAGGAGUUAAAAUUCUGACACAUAUAGGGGAUAUCGCUGAUCAUGGCUGAUUUGGAAAAUUUGCUUCUGGAGGCAGCAGGAAGAACCAAUGCUGGAGGCAGAAACCGGAACUCUCAUCCAUCAUCUCGAAGGCAACGUGAGGGUUCAUAUUCUGAUGGUGGAAGCGAUUCGAGGGAUGAUUCUGAUGAUGAUCGUGCUUAUGCAAACAGGAAACCUUCUGGAUCUCAAGUUCCUUUAAAGAAGAGGUUGGACCCCCCAGAGAGAGAGGAUGAUCAUGGAAGCCAGGAAGAAGGUGGUUAUGAUCAUGGUGGUUCUGGUCAUGAGGAUGAGAGCAGCGAUGAAUCUGAUUUUGGUGAUGAUCUUUAUAAGAAUGAAGAAGACCGGCAAAAGCUUGCCGGGAUGACUGAAUUUCAAAGAGAGAUGAUAUUGGCAGAACGUGCUGAUAAGAAGGGUGAUAAGAAUUUUACGGAGAAAUUUAGGUCAAAGAGAGAAAAUGAGAGGAGCACACGCUCCACAAAAGACACUCCUCCUCUAUCAUCCUCUCGGGGUGUGAGGUCAUCUGCUAGAUCUGCAGACAGGGCAGCUGCCAAGGAUGAUGCGCUGAAUGAGCUGAGAGCAAAACGGUUGAAGCAGCAGGACCCAGAAGCCCACCGUAAAUUGAGGGAUGCAUCUAGGGGAAGUUCAGGCAAUAGGGGCUCGUCACCUGUCAAGCGGAAACCCUUCACUUCAACAAGCUUGAGUAGCUCCAGUCAAAGUGAAAGUGAAAGUAGGUCUCGCAGUGAAGAUGAAGGGUCAACUGGGGAUGGUGGAAUGAUAGACAGCGAUGAUGACAGAAUGAUGCCUGGGUCAGAGGGACCAAAAUUUGAGGAUAUUAAGGAAAUUACAAUCAGGAGGUCAAAACUUGCAAAAUGGUUUAUGGAGCCUUUCUUCGAGGAGCUGAUUGUAGGAUGCUUUGUGAGGGUUGGCAUUGGGAGGUCAAGGAGUGGGCCCAUCUACAGGCUUUGCAUAGUGCGGAAUGUUGAUGCUACGGAUCCUGACAGGACAUACAAGCUAGAAAAUAAGACAACAUAUAAAUAUCUGAAUUGCAUUUGGGGCAAUGACAGCUCUGCUGCCAGGUGGCAGAUGGCCAUGGUUUCUGACUCUGCACCGCUAGAGGAGGAGUUUAAACAGUGGAUUAGGGAGGUUGAACGAAGUGGGGGGCGGAUGCUGAGCAAACAAGAUGUGUUGGACAAGAAAGAGGCCAUUAAAAAAAUCAACACAUUUGUCUACUCUGCUGCAACUGUGAAGCAGAUGUUGAAAGAGAAAAAAUCAGCCUCGAUAAGGCCAUUAAAUAUUGCAGCUGAGAAGGAUCGGCUUAGGAGGGAGUUGGAAGUUGCACAGAGCAAGCAUGACGAUGCAGAGGUGGAGAGAAUCAAGACAAGACUGCAGCAACUAGAGGCAUCGAGGCAGUCGCAGGGGAAGGAUGCCAAGGCUCUUAGGCUAGCUGAGAUGAACAGAAAGAACAGAGUGGAGAAUUUUAAAAAUGCAUCAGAACUUAAACCUGUUAAUACAAGUUUAAAAGCUGGGGAGGCUGGAUAUGAUCCAUUAUCAAGGAGGUGGACUCGAUCAAGAAACUAUUAUGCUGCAAAACCUGGUGGACAAGAGGGUAAUUUAGAAGCAAAUGUUGAUGCAAAUAGUGCAUUGGCAGGUUCAGAGAGUAAUGGAGCAGGAUCAGGACCAGGAGCCACAGUAGCAUCUGUUACUGGCAUUGCAGCUACGGCUGCAGCACUACAAGCUGCUGCUGGUGCUGGGAAGCUGGUUGACACAAGCGCUCCCGUGGAUCAAGGAACAGAAUCGAAUCUUCUGCAUGACUUUGAGCUUCCGAUAUCAUUGUCUAUGCUUCAAAAGUAUGGCGGACCCCAUGGAGCUCAUAAAGGAUUCAUGGCAAGGAAGCAAAUGAUAGAAGCAACAGUCGGAUGCUGUGUGCCAGAGAAUGAUGGGAGGAGGCAUGGUUUGACCUUGACAGUUAGUGACUACAAGAGAAGAAGAGGGCUUCUUUGAAAAUGUUGUAUUGUUGCCAAGUAGCUUCCUUUCAGAAAAGAAUAUUUGGGUUUCAUACUUGCCAGUUUACCGUUGAACGGUAUACACAAUCGGUGUCCAGGAAGCCUAUUGCUGUGGGGUUGUGAAAUAACAUGUCAUGAACAAUAGUGCCUGACAACUUACCUGUUUUUAAUUGUUCAUGUGUGUAUACAUGGUACAAAUAUGUAUAUUUGUUUUGGUUCUUGAAUUUGGGAUUUUAGUUAUUAAUGGUUUUUCUGUAAGUCUCUGAUAUCUCACUAUUUGCAGUUAUUGAGAUUUAGUGCGCAUAUACAUGUACUCAGAAACAGUGUUUCGUUGAAGUUGGGGUUAUCCAUGUUAAAGUAGAUAGCCCUUUUUUUGAA
Carica papaya (papaya) is the source of this 2756-nucleotide messenger RNA. It is a transcript of the gene VIP5, whose product is annotated as plus-3 domain-containing protein. NCBI's taxonomy places the organism in Eukaryota, Viridiplantae, Streptophyta, Magnoliopsida, Brassicales, Caricaceae. Gene Ontology annotation, molecular function: RNA polymerase II C-terminal domain phosphoserine binding; DNA binding. The record is from RefSeq and is a predicted model, not a curated record. Gene Ontology annotation, cellular component: Cdc73/Paf1 complex.